Molecule: messenger RNA, 423 nt
Organism: Durusdinium trenchii
Lineage: Eukaryota; Dinophyceae; Suessiales; Symbiodiniaceae
Source: the annotation of a GenBank genome assembly
AUGGUCUCCACUGUGUCUCCCAAUGCCUUUCACCAGGAUCUCAUGACCAAGUUGAAUGCCGCUGUGGACCAGCUGCUUCAGGGCGCUCCCUGGAGCGCCGGCCGGACUUCGGACCCCACGGUCAUCGAGCUGGGCCCGGCCAAUCCACCGAAGAUGGAGCAGGCGGCCUCGUUCGCACGCCUAGCGCCUCGUUUGCCCCAGCAGCUGGCGGAACUCCGGCGCCAGCUCCGCGCCCUCUCCGCCGACUGCGAUCGCCUCACGGGCGCGCUAACGGAGGGCGAGUCCAGCGUGGUGUCGGCACGAGUGGAGGAUGAGGCCAUUGAACAAGUGGAGGCGAUCCACGCCAGCGCCAUGAGCCGUGCGCGGGUGCUCCUCGAAGAGCUCUCCGAGCGCACGGAGCUGGAACGCGCGGGCGUCGAUUGA